Messenger RNA from Rhizophagus irregularis DAOM 181602=DAOM 197198, 1857 nucleotides. RefSeq lists its product as uncharacterized. Gene Ontology annotation, molecular function: protein binding; ATP binding; protein kinase activity. The record is from RefSeq and is a predicted model, not a curated record. NCBI's taxonomy places the organism in Eukaryota, Fungi, Glomeromycota, Glomeromycetes, Glomerales, Glomeraceae. Gene Ontology annotation, biological process: protein phosphorylation.
AUGCAAGUUGUUAAGAAUUCGAAUGAAUGGUUUGAAGAAUUUAUUUCUAAAAAUUAUAUAAAAUAUCAUGAAUAUAAAGAUUUUCACAAUAUUAAAAAAAUUGGAACUGGAACUCCUCUCAGAAAAGUUUAUCAAAAAUAUUUUGUGUUAAAAUUGGUUAAUAUUAACAAUAUCACUAUAAAAGAAAUCAUUAAUGAGCUUGAAUUUCAUUGUAAAGUCAAUUCUGAGAACAUCAUCCGCUUUUUUGGAAUUACAAGCGAAGAAAAUCAAAAUAGUCAGUUGGAAAGAUAUUUUUUAUUUAUGGAGCAUGCUGAUAAUAAUUCUCUUCAAAAUUAUUUGAAAGAAAAUUUUAAGAUUCUUACGUGGGGAGACAAAUGCAAAUUAGCAUACCAAUUAGUAUGUGCUGUAUCAUACUUACACAAUGAAGAAAUUGUAAAUCGUAAUUUGCAUUCUGAUAAUAUAUUGAUUCAUCGGCAUACUAUUAAAUUGGCUGAUUUUGGACUAUCAAAAGGAAUCAAAAAAGUAUCUGGACAAAGAGAAUCAGACUUAUUUGUUAAUAUUCCUUACGUUGAUCCUAAAAAGUUCGUUGAUAGUAUCAAUUUAAAACAAUCAUACUCUUUAAACAAAAAGAGUGAUGUUUACAGUAUUGGAGUGCUUUUAUGGGAGAUUUCAAGUGGUCGACCACCAUUUAAAGAUGAAUUUUAUGAUGUUACUUUAGCAACACGAAUUAUACAUGGUUAUAGAGAAAUAAUUGUCCCUAAUACUCCUGUUGAUUAUUCUAAUAUUUAUACUGAGUGUUGGAAUUAUGACCCAGAUAAUAGACCAGAUAUGAAUCAAGUAGUUGUUAAAUUAGAAGAAAUUAUUACCCUAACGGAAGACCAUCACAUAUCACCUAUUAAUGAUAAUUCAUUAUAUGAAAAUUUUAUUCAUAAUUUCAAUAAAAUAAUUAUAAAAGAAAUGGAACCUUACAUAAUUCAAAAUAUUAAUGAAAAUGUUUUUGAAGAAGAUUUAAGCGUUAUGAUUGAUGAAUUAAUUGAACUUUAUCUUAAGGAGCUAAAUAUUGGAAAAGAAACAAAUGUUAGAAAACAACUUGUUCUCAAUUAUUUUAAAAAUUACAAGAUAAAUUUACAAGAAAUCUACAAUUGGCUUUUAAAUAAUCAAAAUAAUUCAAAUUCUAUUUAUUUACUCGGAUAUUUUAAUUAUCAUGGGAUUGAAACUAAUAUUAAUAAGAAAAAAGCAUUUGAAUUAUAUAAAAAGGCAGGAGAGUUAGAAAAUGUUGUAGCUCAAUAUUAUCUUACUAUUAUGUAUAUGGAUGGAGAAGGUGUUGAUAAAAAUUAUGAAAAAUCUUUUGAAUUAUCUAAAAAAUUAACAGAAAGAAAAUAUCCAUGUGGAAUAAAUUCAUUAGGUUAUUGUUAUUAUUGUGAAAUCGGAACUAAUGUUGAUAUACAUAAGGCAUUUGAAUUAUAUAAAAUGGCAGCAAAUUUAGGUAAUCUUAGAGCUCAAUGUAAUCUUGCUUUAAUGUAUAGAGAUGGUGAAGGUGUUGAAAUUAAUUACAAUAAAGUUUUUGAAUUAUCUAAAAAAUCUGCAGAUGGUGAAUAUUCGGGUGGAAUGAAUAUGUUAGGAUAUUGUUAUAGUAUUGGAAUUGGAACUAAUAUCAAUCAACAAAAAGCAUUUGAAUUAUAUAAAAAAGCUGCAUAUAUAGGUUAUAAUGUAGCUCAAUAUAAUCUUGCCACAAUGUAUGAAUAUGGAAAUGGUAUUAAGGAAGAUAAAGAUAAAGCAAUUUAUUGGUACAAAAAAUCUCUUGAUCAAGGAUACCAAAAGUCUCAGAAUAAGUUAAACAAACUUUUAAAAGAAUGA